CAACACUGUCAUUUCCCCCGAUGGAAGCGAUAUUGGUGGUAUGUAACAGUUUAUUGAUGGCAACGGUGUAUAGCGCGCGCAUUCAAAUUGCUCAGUGAUAAUUUAAAAAAGGAAUUGAAAACCCGAUAAUGCCAGACCAAGAGUUAGCAUGGACUCAAGAAAUAGUUCCCUUGAGGGAUUGGUUGAACAAGCAGCCUCACUUACCACAUGAUGUCGAGGAUUUCUUACUACAUCGCUUCUACCUCAGUUGCCAUAAAAGCCUGGAGCGUGCCAAGAGAACCAUGGACCUGUUCUUCACGAUGCGUUCGUCAACACCAGAUCUCUUCUGCAAACGCGAUCCGUGCUCACCUGAGAUUAGGAAGGUUUUCGAAGUCACUGAUAUGCUGCCUCUUCCGAAAAGGACAAAGGAUAACUAUAACGUCUUCAUCUACCGUUUAAGGGUACCAGAUUUGGACAUGUUCAACUUUCUGGAUGCCGUGAAAACAUUUUUCAUGUUAAUAGACACGCGUCUGACUGAAGAAGACGAUAUACCUUCCGGCGAAAUACCGAUUUUUGAUGCCGCCAAUGUGUCUCUAAAGUUCAUUGGAAAAGUUAAUCUAUCUGUGCUAAGAAAGUACAUGAUGUACACACAGGAGGCCGUUCCAGUGAGGCUAAAGCAAGUGCAUGUGAUCAACAGCCCUUCAUAUAUCGGAAAAAUAUUCGGGCUUUGCAAACCUUUCCUCAAGAAUGAAGUUGCUAAAUUGAUUAAAUUUCAUGAGCCGAAUACAGAGACCCUAUACACGGAUAUCCCCAAAGAUAUUCUUCCCGAGGAGUACGGAGGUGCCUGUGGGAGUGUCGAUCAGAUUAAACGUUAUUGGAUCAAACGAAUGGAGGCUAAAAGAAAUUGGUUCCUGGAAAACGAUAAGAACUGGUUUGUUGAAGAAUCCCUUAGACCUGCAAACUGUCGCGACGAGAAGAUUGAAAAAUUAAGAGACUUGCCAGGAUCAUUCCGUUCACUCGCACUUGACUAGCGGUUAGAAAACAGCAGGGCUAUUCUAUAACCGAUUUCCAACAGCUCUCCGCAAUUGACACUCCUAGCAGACCGAUUCCAUAGUAAUAUGAUAAUUAUAAAGUCUUGACAUAAUCUAAAUUUCGAUGUAGUAGUUUCCCUAGCCCUGGUGUAAAUACUUCGCAUUACUUGGAAUCGAUAUGGAAAUCGGAAUCG
Molecule: messenger RNA, 1204 nt
Organism: Pieris napi
Lineage: Eukaryota; Metazoa; Arthropoda; Insecta; Lepidoptera; Pieridae
Product: alpha-tocopherol transfer protein-like
Exons: 7
Coding region: 129-1010 (293 amino acids)
Cellular component (GO): membrane
Molecular function (GO): phosphatidylinositol bisphosphate binding
Source: RefSeq, a predicted model, not a curated record